Molecule: messenger RNA, 2176 nt
Organism: Cicer arietinum (chickpea)
Lineage: Eukaryota; Viridiplantae; Streptophyta; Magnoliopsida; Fabales; Fabaceae
Product: CBL-interacting protein kinase 23
Biological process (GO): protein phosphorylation; signal transduction
Molecular function (GO): ATP binding; protein serine/threonine kinase activity
Source: RefSeq, a predicted model, not a curated record
AAGACGAAAUCCAAUGACAUAUUCUUUCACAUGUGCCAGAUAAACCUUCCCCACACACAACUCACGUUGAAUUCAACAAAACAAAAGUAUAUAAAAGUUGAUAAUAUUCAUUUGUUGACAGCUCCCUUCCCUUUUGAAAACCUUUUUUUCUCUUUGUUAUUGUUCAUAGUGAAAUCCAAAAUAAUUCAAACCCAACAUCAACAAAUUUCAAUUCUCUUUAUUCUUCGAUAUUCCAAUUCUGAUUCUAAUAAUACCAUGGUUCUAUUUGGAUCCAACGCAAAUCACCAACAUUGAAUCUCCAAUAUUGCAAUCCUGAUUUCAUUGUUAGGUUAUAAAGAGUUAUUAACAAUAAAAGAAAAGAAGAAAAUGAGAGUCUCAAAAUCUCAAGUGUGGCAACCCUGUAAGAAGAAGAGACUAUAAUAAAGUGAAUACUUCGAAUAUAGAAAAGAGAAAAAAUGCGUUCAUCUCAGAGUAGCGGCAGUCUUAGCAGCGUCGCCAGUAGCGGCGGAAGGACAAGAGUUGGGAAGUUCGAGCUUGGUCGGACGCUAGGCGAGGGAAAUUUCGCGAAGGUGAAGUUUGCUAGGAACGUUGAAAGUGGAGAACACGUAGCUAUCAAGAUUCUCGAUAAGGAUAAAAUUCUCAAGCACAAAAUGAUUCGUCAGAUAAAACAAGAAAUAUCAACAAUGAAACUCAUUAGACAUCCAAAUGUCAUACGCAUGCAUGAGGUAACAGCUAGCAAAACAAAGAUAUUCAUUGUUAUGGAACUUGUGACCGGUGGGGAGCUUUUUGAUAAAAUUGUACGCAGUGGGAGGUUGAAAGAAGAUGAAGGAAGAAAAUAUUUUCAAGAGCUUAUAUGUGCUGUGGAUUACUGUCAUAGUAGAGGUGUUUGCCACAGAGACCUAAAGCCUGAGAAUUUAUUGCUGGAUUCUAAUGGAAGGCUUAAAGUAUCAGAUUUUGGAUUGAGUGCGUUGCCUCAACAAGUUCGGGAAGAUGGGCUACUUCACACAACAUGUGGUACGCCAAAUUAUGUCGCUCCAGAGGUAAUCCACAAUAAAGGAUAUGAUGGUGCAAAGGCGGAUCUCUGGUCAUGUGGUGUUAUUCUUUUUGUUUUAAUGGCCGGCUAUUUGCCCUUUGAAGAAACCAAUCUUAUGGCUUUAUAUAAAAAGAUUUUCAAGGCUGAGUUCACCUGUCCUCCAUGGUUCUCUUCAAGUGCAAAGAAACUAAUCAAAAGGAUCCUUGAUCCCAAUCCUAAUACAAAACAGCGGAUUACAAUUGCCGAGGUCAUUGAAAAUGAGUGGUUCAAGAAGGGAUAUACACCUCCUGUGUUUGAACAGGCUGAUGUUAGUCUUGAUGAUGUAAAUUCUAUUUUCAGCGAUUCUAUGGAUUCAGUAGAUAUUAUCGUUGAAAGGCAUGUAGAGAGGCCUGUGGCACCUGUGACUAUGAAUGCAUUUGAACUUAUCUCUAAGUCUCAAGGCCUCAACCUUGGUAAUCUUUUCGAGAAACCAAUGGGACUUGUUAAAAGGGAAACGAGAUUCACAUCCAAAUGUUCAGCGAAUGAGAUAAUUUCAAAAAUCGAGGAAACUGUAGGACCUCUGGGUUUUGAUGUCAAGAAAAACAACUGCAAGUUAAAGAUUCAAGGGGAAAAGACUGGACGAAAAGGUCAUCUAUCUGUAGCCACUGAGAUCUUGGAGGUGGCCCCUUCAAUUUACAUGGUUGAGAUGCGAAAGUCGGGAGGAGAUACUCUGGAAUUUCACAAGUUCUACAAGAAUAUAUCUACUGGGCUGAAAGAUAUCGUUUGGAAAGCAGAGCCGAUAGAUGAAGAAAAAUACGACGGUGCCAGUACAUCAAAAUAAUUGUUACCCAUGUCUUCAUCUUUGUACAAAGUACUAUCACAUACUUGUGUAUUAUUAUUAUUGGGUAAGUGGGCAAUAACUUGAAGGAUUCUGUUAAUGGUCUUUUUUCUCUCUUCUUUUUCCUUCAGACAUGAUGUUAUUAUUUUUGAUUUGAUACUGUAUAUCAAACAACCUUUUACUUUUUGGUGCUGUGACAUACAUUACAAAUGCAAAGGAAAACUGGCUCAACAGAAGUAAGAAAUUUCUAGCAUAUAUCUGUAAAACAAAUUGGAUAUAUCUUAUUUAUUCAACAGCUUGAAUAACAACUUAUAUUCCUGAUGGCC